GCCAGACCGAUCGCCGAGAGACACCGACUCGGUGCGAUCCGACUUUAAAAAUUCAGAGCCGGAUUUUCCGGAAAAAGCAAAGAAAAUAGAAAAUUCGAAAAAUACGCCUUCUUUUUGAAAAGAAAAUCGGCCUUUUUCUCUCACCGUCGAUGGUCGGGCGGGAUCCGUUUGGCGGGAAUCAGCUGUGAAGCCGUCGUCGGCUGUGAACCUUUCUUCGGAUCGACCUUGAAACUCGGUACUGUCCCGACAGUCUGGUCCCUGGUCCGUCCUAUUUCGCUUUUUCCGACUCGACCCUGGCAGAAUGGCACCAUUGCCGUCGGAAGCCGCCCUGGACAAAAGCCGGAUUUAACAGGGAGGGACUCGGGAGGGUGUGGGACGCCCCGUCGAUCGCUUUCCCGUCGCCGAAAAAUCGUCCUUUAUGGUUUCUCGUGAUAUUGGUGUCAACUGUCUUCUUCUGAAAGCGCCGGAAAAUGCCUUCUAAGGACGACCAAGACGCGGAGCUGGACCCAGCAGACAGCGCGAUAAUAAAAGAGGUCUACGACAAUGAGAACGCACAUGAGACUUUUGGCGAUGAACUGGAAAGAGCUCUGGAGCUUGGCUACAGGAUAAUAAUCAUAGAACCGCCCAGACUUGGUGACGAGACCGCACGAUGGAUCACUGUCGGAAAUUGUCUUCAUAAGACAGCCGUCAUCUCAGGUCUAGGGGCUGUAUUAUUUGGUUUAAUGUGGGAGGAGUACCCAUUGGCGUAUGCUCCGCUUGGUGCCGUUUCGUUUUUCUGCACCGGUCUUUACACGGUGUCGUGGCAGUUUGACCCUUGCGUUAAAUACCAAGUGUUUCCUGAUUCAAAGCGUCUUGCGAAACUGCCACUUUUCAAUGCGCUCUCUUCCGCAUCGCCGAUAGUCCUCAUCAGGAAGAACGACUCUAGGCGCAAAAUCCUCCACUGCUCUGUGACCCUGUUAUCGACGGCGUUCUGCACUUGGAAGCUUUACAAACUGUUCAACAACUGAAUACCUCCAGGUUAAAAAUAGCUCUAGCGGCUUCAAUCGGUCGAAGAUGAAAUUGUGGCCAUUCGAUGAAACCAGUAGUCUUUUGAGGCCCAGAUAAUAAAAUAGAGGAAAGCA
Messenger RNA from Cimex lectularius (bed bug), 1121 nucleotides. RefSeq names its product transmembrane protein 11 homolog, mitochondrial (gene Pmi). Bases 471 to 1007 code for a protein of 178 amino acids. Gene Ontology annotation, biological process: inner mitochondrial membrane organization. Lineage: Eukaryota; Metazoa; Arthropoda; Insecta; Hemiptera; Cimicidae. The transcript has 3 exons. The record is from RefSeq and is a predicted model, not a curated record. Gene Ontology annotation, cellular component: mitochondrial inner membrane.